Molecule: messenger RNA, 4923 nt
Organism: Daldinia caldariorum
Lineage: Eukaryota; Fungi; Ascomycota; Sordariomycetes; Xylariales; Hypoxylaceae
Product: UCH-domain-containing protein
Exons: 5
Coding region: 183-4772 (1529 amino acids)
Biological process (GO): protein deubiquitination
Molecular function (GO): cysteine-type deubiquitinase activity
Source: RefSeq, a predicted model, not a curated record
UUGGCUACGCCGAAUACACCCCAUCCGCCGCAAGCUCUCCCUCCGGUGCCUGCGCUGCGCUAACCAUCGACAGCGAUUGUGGUCUCGACAACGCAGCCCCCGAAUUUGCCUCCGCCUCUUCUUACCUAUAUUCUGGAAGGGGCAGCUCACCAUUUACCAAAACUACCUAUCACCGUGCCGUCAUGGGCGGUGCUGCUGAAUUUCCAGACAGAGCUUCUUCCCCGCUAAAACGACGCGCUUCCAGCAUGGAACCUGAUAUUGCAGACCAAGAUGCAGCUGAAGAUGUCGACAUGAUUGCUGCACCGCCGUCCAACGUACAAGAAGCACCCAAACCCGAACAACCUAACGGUCACAUUGCAACCAAUGCAGGUCCCGCAGUGAAUGGCCAUGAUGCUGAUGCAACGGCCGAGGAAGCAGUUCAGCCAAUGGAUAUAUCACCAACACGGCAACCACCGGAAUCCAUAGAGGCACACGUAAAGGCCAUCAGAGCAUUUGUGGAAGAGCAGAAUACACGCCCACUCACAGAAGGCCAGGAGUGUUUUUUGGUCUCAAAAUCAUGGCUGGCUAACGUACCGGAUGAUUUAUCACCAAAACACACCAUCGAAGAUUGGGCCUCAAUACCACCAGUGGACAAUACGGACAUCAUUUUAGAGGUUAUAGAUGACCCAUGUGUUGGAAGCGGUGUGGAUGAUGUUCUGAAGAAAAAGUUUGUGCGGUUGAAGCCAGGUUACGAUUCCGAGCAGUUUGAGCCUUUUCCAAGAGAUGCCUGGGAUCUACUUAUGAUAUGGCCCGGAUUGAAGGAGGGCCAAAUACCUAUCCUCCGUUUGGCACACGCUACAACAGAUGAUGGCAAAAAUGUCAUGUGGGAGUGGCAUCCGCCCGUACUUACCAUGUAUCGACUUUGGUCUGCCAUCAGCGAGUUGCCGAUCGAUGCAGCUAUGAAGGCUACAAAUCCACCGCCUGCGAGACUUGUGCGAAGUCGCUCAACAAAGUUUCAGACUUUCCUAAAACAGGCGAAAAGAGUUACUGGAAUAGACUUGUCACAGAGAGUUCGAGCUUGGAGCGUUUUACAGCCACCUGUUGGCCAGACAUCAGCAUGGAACCAUCUUCUCUUGGACGUCGAAUCUUUUCUAGCUCUUGAGAGAGGCCAGGAAAGAGAUAUCAUCGAGAUGGGCGAUCGGACAGACCAGCAAAACCCUAAAUCCAGUAAAACGCUAGGUCAUUUCAGCAUCUCGCAGGACCAGGCCAUUGUCUUGGACCCUCACGAAAGCGGUACCAACUGGACCUCGACCUUAACAUCUUCUCAGGCACGGACAUCGCUACCGUCUAGAAACAGCUCUACCACCAAUCUAACUGUACAGAACCGAAAUGCUAAAAGCGGGCGGACUAGCCCAGUAUCCCAGGGAUAUUUUACGCGGGGUAGAACAAAGUCUGGUAGAACCCCUGGCUGCGUAGGGCUAGCAAACCUGGGCAACACCUGUUAUAUGAAUGCCGCCCUUCAGUGCGUUAGAAGUGUCGAGGAGUUAACCAAGUAUUUCCUUUCGGGAGAGUGGGAAUUGGAGCUCAAUAAAGAGAACGUCCUCUCUCAUAAUGGCGACGUGGCCGCUGCCUAUGCUCACUUGCUGAAAGAGAUCUAUAAGGACUCCACACCAGGCUCCGUGUCGCCCCGCCAGUUCAAAACUACGAUAGGCCGAUAUUCUACGGGAUUUUCGGGUUAUGGUCAGCAAGACUCACAAGAGUUUCUUGGAUUUUUACUGGAUGGGUUACAAGAAGAUCUUAGCCGAAUUAAGAAGAAGCCUUAUAUCGAAAAACCGGACUCGACGGACGAAAUGGUCAACGACCCGGCCGCUAUCCGAGAGAUGGCGGAUAAAGUAUGGGACAUUACCAAGAAACGUGACGACUCUGUCAUAGGCGACCUCUUCACUGGCUUGUACAAAUCGACUCUGGUUUGCCCAGAAUGUCGGAAGGUCAGCAUCACAUUCGACCCAUUCAACAAUCUAACAUUGCCUCUUCCCGUAGAGAAUAAGUGGAAUCACACUGUCAAAUUCUUUCCCCUAAAUGAUCGGCCGGUCGAUAUUAGGGUUGAGCUUGACAAGCACGCCAGCAUCAAAUCUCUGAAGGAGUUCUUGUCUCUUAAAACCGGCGUGCCAGCUGAGCGUUUGUUUGGCGCGGAAGAGUGGAAAGGCAAGUUUUAUAAAUACUACUCUGACGUUACCGUUGCUUCGGAAGAGAUUGGACAAAAUGACAAUCCUUGGUUUUUCGAGCUGGAGGCGAAGCCUACGAACUACGGUCCCAAACCACAAAAACAGCAAAAGUACGGGGUAGCAGUUAGAUCUUUGGUUGACGAGGAAGAGCACGAUGCCUCGGUUUCAUGGAAUGACGAGCAGGCUGAAAAACUGCUUGUUCCCGUCUUCCAUCGCCGCCCAGUAGUUUCAAAGAGCAGUUUCCAACAUAACAAAUGGACUCAAGGCUGUGCUCCUUUUUUCAUUACUGUUACGCCCGAAGAGGCCAAGAGCGAGGACGCCAUCCGCCGGAAGAUCCUAGAAAAGAUAGUGACAUUAACAAAAAGCCCUACCUUUGCACGUGGGGAGGAUUCGGAAGGUUCUGAUAAUACCGACCUUGAGAUUAUAGCAGGGUCCGACGCUGGUUCCUCAAAUGAAGGUAGAGUCGUUGCCAAAUCCGUUAAAGGCGAAGAUGACAUGGUUGACGUACAGAUGAAAGAUGGCGAGGUUCGAAGCAGCACAUCGGGGAAGCAAUUCUGCCACAAGAGACCGGCUUGGACGGCACCGGGGUCGUUCCUCCCUUCCCAUCUCCAGAAUCUGUUUGAAAUAUGCAUCUAUUCGGAAUCGGGAGCAUCGUUACCGACUGGGAUGAAUAACAUCAGUGAUGACAAAUCAUAUCCAAGACUCUCGGUCAGGAUUCCGCCUGAGUCUUCUUCGGAAGACCAGGGCGACAACGUAACCAAUGGUACGGCCUCUAAUGAGGAAUCUAGCUCGGAUGAAGCGCCCCGGCAGAGCAUCGAGCAGCCUUUCACGCGCAUGCAAGACGAAAGUGAUGACGACAAUCUCGGCCCAGUCAUCAAGGUGCGUACCAACCAAUUCCUCCUCAGCAACCUGAAGUCGCACGCUGCAAAGAUGCGUUGUCUCAAUCCAACACUGACGAAUAACCAGCCAAACCAUCACCGCGCCAAGCAGAAUGGACGGGCUAAGGGCAAAAAUAAGCAGCAGAAGCACAAUAAGACGACCAAGAUUUACGGCAAGGGCGGCAAGAAGAAGUUACGACAACAACAACAACAACAGCGCCAGUCAAAGGAGAAGCAGCACCACAUGGAACUGGAAGAAACGUUCAACGUAGGCGAGCCUAGUCCCGAUGGAGGUCCCUUGAUUCGUUUAAGAGAAGCUCUUAUUAUCGACUGGUAUGAGGAUGCUUAUGAUGCCGUCUUUACCGAUAGCAGUGCGUCAAGCAGUGUCAACUCGCUUGCAACGUGGCUUGCCUGCGAGACUCUUCCCGAUCCUGAGCUAGACAAAGUACAGGCGACUCGAACUAGGCGUCGCAAGAACGGUAUCACUCUUGAGGCAUGUCUUGACGAGUUCGAGCGGGAAGAAAUCCUUUCCGAGCAGGAUAUGUGGUAUUGUCCUCGCUGCAAAGAGCACAGGCGUGCUAGCAAGAAAUUUGACCUGUGGAAGACCCCCGACAUUCUUGUCAUCCAUCUUAAGAGAUUUAGCUCUAGUGGCUUUAGACGAGACAAGCUAGAGGUUCUGGUAGACUUCCCUCUUGAGAAUCUGGACAUAACUUCUCGAGUUCUUCAGAAGGAAGACGGAAAACAAGAAGUUUAUGACCUGAUUGGAGUUGACUGCCACUGGGGUGGCCUGGGUGGCGGUCAUUACACUGCCCAUGCAAAAAACUUUGUGGACGGUCAAUGGUACACGUAUAAUGUAUCUCGAGCGUCUCCAGACAGGAUUGUGGACUCAUCGGCGUAUCUAUUGUUCUAUCGCCGACGGUCGGAGGCCGCUCUGGGCGGUCCUCGCUUCCAACAAAUAGUAGAUAGAUUCCGAGACGAUGGAUCUGAUGGUGAAGUCCCCGAGUCGGGGGAAGGUCGGCGUCUCGGCGAAGGCUUCUCCCAGAAUGGGUCGUCGAGCGCGUUACAAGAAGCAGGAGCUACUCGCCUGGUCGCAAGCACUGGUGGUAAAUCGACAAACGGCUUUGCUUUGAACGGCGCGGGGGAUAAAUGGGGCGUUAAGACUAUUAAUGACAUCCUUGAGCACUCCUCUGAAGAUCUCCAACGAAGCAUCGAAGACGAUGAAGGCAUCGAUCUAACCGAAGACACGGCACAGCCAACGGGCUUUCAACCGCUUACAAAUGGCAAUUCUUGGAGCUUUGACAACCUUUUACCCAACGAUAUAGCAGAUAUUGAUAACCCACCCUCGGAGAGCCCCUUCGACUCCGGUGCUGCCUCGGACGCGGCGCAACAUGAUUCAUCCGGUGAUGAACGUGUGCUUAGUCCUCGUGAAAUGGAUUUCGAACCGGACCAGGGGCCAAAUUACCCAGGCAUGUCGCAUUAUGAGUUGUCGCCGCCUGAGACAAAUGUACCCUCGUACAGUGAAAUCCCGCCUCCCGAUUAUCGAGGGGAGAUAACUCAGGACGACAUAAACCAGAUUUGGGAUCAAAAGAACGCAGUCCACACAGUUGCACCCGAAGGUGAGAAUGAUACGCGCUCCGAAGAGGCAGCGGAAAUUCACAUCGGGGAAGACGAUAAGAUCAAAUUCACCUAGUUAGACGUUUCCAACUAUUGGGUUUCAGAUGGGGGGCACCAUACCAAUGAAACAGGAGUCUACUAGGCGAAGGUCUUCGCCCUGCCCUAUCAGUAGGGAAAGGGCAAAUAUCGACGCCCGGUGUAUAUUAUCCAGUGGGCUGCUAGCAGCU